Molecule: messenger RNA, 1614 nt
Organism: Hydractinia symbiolongicarpus
Lineage: Eukaryota; Metazoa; Cnidaria; Hydrozoa; Anthoathecata; Hydractiniidae
Product: lipoma-preferred partner homolog
Exons: 8
Coding region: 122-1090 (322 amino acids)
Biological process (GO): cell-cell adhesion
Cellular component (GO): stress fiber; focal adhesion
Source: RefSeq, a predicted model, not a curated record
CCCAUGUAAACAUUUUGAAAGUAUGCACACAGGUAUUUCAUUGCUUUUAUUGAAAUAAUUUCAGAUUAGUAUCGCAUAGCAGUGUUUUUUAUACCAAAUUAAUUACACAAAAAGAACUGCCAUGUCAACUGCACAAAAAGUUAGAACACCAGUCAUCUCAUAUGUCAUAAGCAGCAAAGAUGGAAGAAAAAAUACUCCUGGAACUGUUAUAAAGACUAACAGUGUGCGCAUAUCAGUACGGCAACCUGCAGCAAAACCCCUUCAAAAGGUUCCGCCACCUGUAAAAGCAAAACCUGCAAAAGUAUAUCCUCCAUCAAGUGCUGAAGUCAAAACACCUACUGAUGAGUUCCCACCACCACCACCACCAGAAAUAAUGGAAAAACCAGCUAAGUCAAGUGUAGAAGAUGAACUUGAUGCAUUGACAGCAAUGUUAGCUUUAGGAUUGGAGAGCACGGAUGAUCCGGAUUUUUAUGGUGUGUGUCACAAAUGUCGAAAAACAAUAGUAGGAGAAGGCAGUGGGUGCACAGCAAUGGGUGAUAUGUAUCAUGUCUCCUGUUUUGUCUGUGGAAAUUGUGACACCAAACUUACUGGACUUGAAUUCUACUGCUUGAAUGAUGCACCAUUAUGUGAAAGAUGUUAUAUGAACUCUCUUGAAGAUUGCGUUGUUUGCAAAGAAAAGAUAACUGAACGUAUUUUAAAAGCUGUGGGCUCAUCGUACCAUCCACAAUGUUUCGGUUGUUCAAGUUGUCAUAAAAAUCUGGAUGGUAUACCGUUUACUGUGGAUGCUUCAAAUGCAGUGCAUUGCGUGGAAUGUUACCAAGUGAAAUUUUCGCCAAGAUGUGCUGCGUGUGACAAACUUAUAAUGCCUAGCAACGAGCAAGGAGAAACAGUACACAUAGUAUCUAUGCAAAAGAAUUUCCACGUCGAAUGCUACAAAUGCGAGGAUUGCGCAGUACUUCUUUCAAGUGACGAGGGUCGUGGUUGUUACCCAUUAGAUGGACACCUCUUAUGUCAGCGCUGUAAUGGCGUACGUAUGCAGAAUGAAAGCAAAAGGGCAAGCAAAAGCUCAUCGCAGUCAACUGAAUUGUGAAACCUGAUCAACUCAACCAUCCAAAAAUGUAUUUGUUCUUUGUAGUGCAAAGUAAACACUAUAUUUGGGUGUGGUGUAUGAUAGCUUGGUUGACUAAGCUAGAGAAAAAUAAUAUGAUUGAGUUUCUCUUAUACUAAAGCUUCAACGAAAAAGACUUUGACAGAACUCAAAUCAACCGAUAACCACAAUUUUGUUACCCCGAAAGUUACCCCGAAUUUAAAUUCUUUAUUCCGUCCCACUUUUUUAGUAAAAAAUCUUCCUGCUAGACAUUUUAAAAGUUGAAUGACAUGGCGUUAUUUAACCAGAAAGAUUUUUUACAGUUUGACGCUGUGAAUUUGGAUAAGUACUGUGGUGUGAUUUAUAUUUCUGGCGUGAUUUUUCGUCAAGAACUAUUCCCUUGAAAUACUUUUACCUAAUAAAAGAUUAGUUUUUGGUUUAUUUUUUUUAGUAUUGUAUCAUAAUUUUUUAAUAUGCAUCUUUUCUGUACGUUAUUUUUUCUUUAUAAUAAUAAAACUAUAAAAUUA